AUGAUUCCCAGACGACACACCCAGACUCUAUAUCCUCUCCCCGAGCACCACAGCCAUGAACAUGACCACGACCAUGACGAUGAAGAAGAAGAUGAAGAAACAUGGAGUACUAUGGGUCCUCGAACUUACUCCGCUCUCCCUCAACCGACACAGCUCAACGGUAGCAGAAACAACCGGUCUAAUAGGUCACGAACUUCUUCAUCCGCUCAAGCGACACGAACUUCAAGCACUGCGGUCACUCAGUAUUCUAAACUAUAUUCGCAGUUUGUGCGCCGCUAUAGGUCUAAUGGAAUUGAAGAUACUGCAGAACCUGACGAUCCUCGCAAUGACCCUGAUAGCCACUAUUUUCAACGAGGACUAGGACAGUUGACUGAUGCAGGAGACAACAGUGAGGACGAGGACUCUGCUCAUGCGACCUUUGCGGUAGCUUCCGAUGCACAUGAUGGAGUAUCUACCGUUGUGCUUGAAGAAGAUCACAUACAGCCAGCUUCCCCAAGAGAACGGGAAAGAUUAGAAUGGCAGGCACUUCUCACCUCGGUACUUUCUGGAGACGUCCUUAAGUCAGAGAAGACGCGAAUCGCAGUUGCACUCAAUACUUUCGGGGACGAGCAGCACAAUAACCAUGUAAAUUUCUGGUUGGGAAUCCGGGCUAAAUUUCACGGUCGCUCAGUCGAGGAGGAAAAGAGAAAGCUCGAGGAACGGCGUCUACGAACCGUCGACGGCGUCAUCAAUGAAGUUUUAAACUUCACUAUGUCGCCCAUUGGAACUACAGAGACAAGUGAAGGGGGGGACAUCAUAUCAGAUGCGCUUACUCAAGUAACUACAAUUCUUCGCCGCCUGGAUAUCGUGCAAUCGUUAUAUCCCACAUUGAAAGCAUUCUAUCUCGACAAGCCAAUUGCGGCGCAGAGUGCCUUUCAAGCUCGAGCCGAUACUCUCAACACCUGGUAUACUGUCCUCACCACUCUUAAGCAUCAUUUUGCCCUUCUUCGUCGGUGGACAGGCAGUGAUACAUUAGAUGUCAAUCAACCCUUCACUAGUCAUGAAGUACCUAUUGGAAUGGGCAUGCGCGGACGCUCAACGGCGAAUGGCAAUCACCAUGCAGAUAUCGCGGACGGGAGCAGUUUUGUAGAGCGUCUUUUGAAAGAAGAAUCUAUGCAACUCACUUUUGAGAAGGGCUUCCUUGUAACGGUGCAUGCCUUCCUAGGAGCAGCUCGCGAUGCUCAGGUCAAUCUAUCUGCCCUAUUCAAGGAAAUGAAUCUUCCUACCUUUGAAAAAGAGCUGGUACCCUUAAUAUCAUUUCCAACCAAACUCGCUCAGGCUGGACUACGGCUGAGGCUGGAUUACGUGCAGAAACUGAAGGACCCUGAUGUUUUGAUUAUUGAUCAAAUGACAGAGGACCUAAAACUUAGUAUUGGUCUGGCUUGCACGCUGAAAAGACAAUACGAGGCGAUUCUGGCACCCGAUCCUGGUGGGAACUGGAACCUUCCUGAGUGUAUUAGCGAAGACUACGAUUCUACAAUACUGGAAGCCUUGGUCACAUUCUUCAAGUUGUUACAUUGGCAACUUAAAAGUGGAGCAAAGGGUAUAUUGUUCAAGGAAACCGACGUGCUGGAAGCUCAAUGGGCGACAUUCAAUGAUGUUAGUAUUACCACUCCUGGCGGUUCUAGUCUCGUUGCAGAGCAAUUAUGCUCAUUGACCAAUAAAUUGAUGGUCAGAGUGACAAAUUAUUUUGAUACCCAAGUUCGAGUACCCUUGAACACCAGGGAGGGCACUGCCCAUGCAAACCUUGAUCCAGAUCUGUAUAUCAAUGGCGCACAUCAACCGAAUCAUGUUCAACAGGAUCAAGUCCAGAGGAAAAUGACAGAUCAGCAAGUCAUCAGUUGGUAUAGCAAGAUCCUAGAGAGUGUUCGUCUUAGGUACAGAAAGCUUCAACGUUUUUCUAGAGUGCUUACCCAACGCUUCAGCAACUCUGCAGAGUACAGUCUUGACGAUAUCCCUUUGGAUGAAUUUAUUAACCUUCUCGUCAACUCCGAUCAUUUCCUAGUAUACACGCAUUCACUUGAGGAAGAAGGUGUAUAUGUUGUUGCUUCCAGCUCCCUGUUUGAACGACCCGAAGCUAUACGAAAGAUCCUGGAUGAAGCUUUUCAAGUGGAUGAACUCGGUGGUGAACAUGAGGGAAUUCAUGCUGUGGAGCACGUAGACGGACGAGGAGAAGAUGAAGCUGCCUAUCUCCUUGUUUUGUCACCACAGACGCAUUUCUUAUGGAAUGGCAGAUUUAUGUCACUCAGUAUACCGAAAAUAAACUUGGACACCAAAGACAACCGUGUACGAUUAAUAGCUGACGGCCCUCAACGACGGCUCAGUCUCGCCAAACAGGCUUUCGCGGAAUCUUUGGACUCUGUCGAGGACGACGGAGAGAUUGCGACAAACUCUUUACAUCUAACGUGCCUUUUUGAAACUCAAGCACAUCUUCCCAGCGUUAAUCGAGAACUGCGUAAGAUUGCUCGUGCAACAAACAGACUUGCAGAGUCUAUCGUCGAUUCAGUCCACCAUGUUCGAAAUUCUCUGCGUGUAACAAAUGGCGGUCAGGAACUACUCGCUAAUUGGUACCUCUACGCUUCGGAGCACGCACAACAUGCCCAUCGAUACAUGGACCGCCCGACUGUUCUCAAAUUUAAUCGGCUGCUGAUCAAGUUGGCAAUUUCAUGGGUUUCCUUUAUUUGUGAUGACUGUGAUCCAACCGAUCGUAGAACUUUUAAAUGGGCUGUCAACGCUCUGGAAUAUACGCUUCAUCGCACAAAGAGAGAUAUACUGCAUUUACCAGAUGGGGAAUUUGAAAUGCUGCGACAGAAAGUAGCAAGCUGUAUGACAUUGCUUAUCAGUCACUUCGACAUCCUUGGGGCAAGAUCUAUCUCUGAAGCUCGAAAAGAGAAAGAGAAGCAGGAAGAACUCCUGAAGAUGCAAAUAGCAGAUGUACAGGUUGUCGAGGACGAUUUCCCUGCUAUUGUAUCAAGCCAAGAGGACGUUUCUUUCAUAGACUCAAAAGCUCGGGUCUUUUGGGAGAGGGUCUCUAAGGCACUUCGCGAAAUCGAAGACGCUCGAGCAAUCCACGGUUUGAAACAUCGUACACUUGGUAAGGUUCUCAACGACGAGAUUCCAGAGGACAGAUCCUUAUCUUUCCUCGCAUCGUCGAGUUCCAAUAUAUCAGUCAGAUGGCAGCAAGGAAAAUUUAUUGGAGCUGGGGCUUUCGGAUCUGUGUAUCUGGCUCUCAACCUAGACUCUGGGUCUCUAAUGGCUGUCAAGGAAAUCAAAUUCCAGGAACUCUCUGGUUUGCCCAACUUAUUUGCACAGAUCAAAGAAGAACUUAGUGUUAUGGAGAUGCUUCAUCACCCCAAUGUUGUCGAAUAUUACGGUAUCGAGGUUCAUCGCGAUAAAGUUUAUAUCUUUGAGGAAUUUUGCCAAGGAGGAAGUUUGGCUGCUUCGCUGUCGGAGCAUGGACGAAUUGAAGACGAAACACUCAUACAGGUCUAUACCAUGCAGAUGUUAGAAGGUCUAGCCUAUUUGCACUCUCAAGACAUUGUGCAUAGAGAUGUCAAGCCAGACAAUAUUCUAUUGGAUCACAUGGGCGUCAUAAAAUUUGUAGACUUCGGCGCUGCAAAGAUUCUUGCUAAGAAUCAGCGUACUGUCCAGAGAUCUCGUCGACUAAUAGAUGUGUCGAAUGCAAACCUGUCGGUCAACGUGAAUGGCUUAGGUGCAAUGAGCAAUGGUCUCACUGGAACCCCAAUGUACAUGUCCCCCGAAGUUAUCAAGAACGAUAAACGAGGACGCCAUGGAGCAAUGGAUAUAUGGUCACUUGGCUGUGUGGUGUUAGAAUGUGCCACAGGCAAAAAGCCUUGGAGCAAUUUGGACAAUGAAUGGGCAAUUAUGUUUCAUAUUGGUGUAGCAACACAGCACCCACCACUUCCUGAACCAGGACAACUAAGCGAACUAGGUAUCAACUUCAUCAAGCAAUGCUUAACAAUCGAUCCUGUUCGAAGACCGUCUGCAGCAGAGCUUAUGAACCAUCCCUGGAUGAUCGAAUUCCGGGAGACUCUAGAACUGACAAUGGAUCAGCCUGUUAUACCUGAAGGGAAUUAUGAAGGCGCCACAGUGGCGCGCCAGGCAGCCAUUGUACACGAGCAAGAGAUCGAAUUGAUCAGAAGCUCUACUCCUGUUACCCCGCCUUUUGAUUAG
Psilocybe cubensis is the source of this 4233-nucleotide messenger RNA. RefSeq lists its product as uncharacterized. NCBI's taxonomy places the organism in Eukaryota, Fungi, Basidiomycota, Agaricomycetes, Agaricales, Agrocybaceae. The record is from RefSeq and is a predicted model, not a curated record. The transcript is spliced from 5 exons. Bases 1 to 4233 code for a protein of 1410 amino acids. Gene Ontology annotation, molecular function: ATP binding; protein kinase activity. Gene Ontology annotation, biological process: protein phosphorylation.